AGGGAGUCUCUCACUCUAUCUCAGGAGUCCCCCCCCCCACCUCUUUUUCUUUUUCUAGUGGCUCACUGUUCACUGCACAAUGACUCAAUGAAAAGUGGAGGGGAGAGGGAAGUGCACUGUACAGCUGCAAGAGAGAGAGAGAGAAAGCAGAGAGGAGACACAGGGGAGGAGAAGAAAAGACACCAAUUGGAGGAGCUGGAAAUCUGGGGACAAGUAGAAGAAGAGAAUCCACUUGUCCUUUUCCCCUCUCUUUAUCUGUCUGAGAUUCCUCUCUGGGAUCAAGUGGCAAUUGAACUGUGCUGAAAACAUUUUCCUGCUCUUUCUGUCCACUUUCCAAAGAGAGCUGAAGUGUUGGUUUGGUGACAGGAGGAGGUAGUUCUCAUCUUUCAGCUGAUAAACCUGGAGAGUCGUGGAGGACGGCAGGAUGCCAGAAGGAGCCAGAGAGGAUGGAGUCGGGUCAGCAGGCGGUGGGAGGCUGAGCCGGGGUCUGGCGUGGGUUGUCCUGGUGCUCCUGGUGGGUCAGGGAGCUGCUGGAGCGUGUCCCUCUGCCUGCAGCUGCCUGGGGAACACGGUGGACUGCCACGGCCGGGGGAUCCACUCUGUCCCCAAAAACAUCCCCAGAGGGACUGAGCGGCUAGAUCUGAAUGAGAACAACCUGACAAUCAUAACCAAGAUGGAUUUCUCUGGUCUUAAACACCUCAGAGUUCUUCACCUGAUGGAGAACCAGAUCAGUAACAUUGAAAGAGGAGCCUUUGAUGAGCUGAAGGAGCUGGAAAGACUUCGUCUGAAUAGAAACCGUCUCAGCCAGCUUCCAGAACUGCUCUUUCAGAAGAAUGAAGCUCUGUCUCGACUGGAUCUGAGUGAGAAUGCCAUCCAGGCCAUCCCAAGGCGAGCGUUCAGAGGAGCCACAGACCUCAAAAAUCUUCAGCUGGAUAAAAACCACAUCAGCUGCAUCGAGGAAGGAGCGUUCAGAGCUCUGCGAUCCUUGGAAGUGCUCACCCUGAACAACAACAACAUCAGCACCAUCCCAGUCUCCAGUUUUAACCACAUGCCAAAACUCCGCACCUUUCGUCUCCACUCUAACGCCCUGCGCUGUGACUGUCACCUGGCCUGGCUUUCCCCAUGGCUCCGUCAGCGGUCUGCUCUGGGCCUCUACACUCAGUGCAGUUCUCCUCCAGCACUGCGGGGCCUGAACCUCGCAGAGCUGCGUAAGAGUAAUUUCGCCUGUCCAGGCCACAGUGGCAGUGCCUUCGUUCAGCCGUGCAGCUUGGCGUCCGGGUCCUGCCCUCCCAUGUGUUCCUGUAGCAACAACAUCGUCAACUGUCGAGGGAGGGGCCUAACCGCCAUACCUGCCCACCUGCCAGAGGCCAUGACAGAGAUUCGUCUGGAGCAGAACGGCAUCAAGUCGGUUCCUCCUGGUGCUUUCAGCUCUUACAAGAAACUUCGGCGAAUAGACCUGAGCAACAAUCAGAUAUCUGAGAUCGCUCCUGAUGCGUUCAAUGGCCUCAGAGCUCUGAACUCACUGGUUUUGUAUGGUAAUAAAAUCACCGAGCUACCCAGUGGAGUUUUUGAUGGCCUGGUUUCUCUUGAGCUGCUAUUGCUGAAUGCAAAUAAAAUCCACUGUGUCCGAGCUACAGCAUUCAAAGACCUGGAAAACUUGGCCCUUCUAUCUUUAUACGACAACAAGAUCCAGAGUCUGGCUAAGGGAACCUUCAGCUCCCUGCACAGCAUCCAGACCCUCCACCUGGCCCAAAACCCGUUUGUUUGUGACUGUCAUGUGAAGUGGCUGGCUGACUUCUUGAGUUCGAACCCGAUAGAGACCAGCGGAGCUCGCUGUGCCAGCCCUCGCCGCCUUGCCAACAAACGCAUUGCUCAGAUCAAGAGCAACAAGUUCAGAUGCUCCGCCAAGGAACAGUACCACAUCCCAGGUGCUGAAGACCGACGCCUGAGCCACGAGUGUAACAGUAAGCCUGUGUGUCCUGCUAAAUGUCGCUGUGAGGCCAAUGUGGUCGACUGCUCCAAUCUACGCCUCACCAAGUUCCCAGAGCACCUGCCGCCGAACACUGAAGAGCUGUGAGACACAAACAUGUGCAAAAACACACAGA
Molecule: messenger RNA, 2105 nt
Organism: Cyprinodon tularosa
Lineage: Eukaryota; Metazoa; Chordata; Actinopteri; Cyprinodontiformes; Cyprinodontidae
Product: slit homolog 1 protein-like
Exons: 16
Coding region: 425-2077 (550 amino acids)
Cellular component (GO): plasma membrane
Molecular function (GO): protein binding
Source: RefSeq, a predicted model, not a curated record